Molecule: messenger RNA, 898 nt
Organism: Caenorhabditis elegans
Lineage: Eukaryota; Metazoa; Nematoda; Chromadorea; Rhabditida; Rhabditidae
Gene: R11A5.3
Exons: 2
Coding region: 47-514 (155 amino acids)
Source: RefSeq, marked reviewed
CUUACCAAUACACUCCAGUCAUUCAUUCAAUCAGUCUAUCUGAAAAAUGUCGUACCCAAUGACUCCAGUCAAGAGACCAACAAUUUCACAUGGCAUUCAAGCAUCGGAUGGAAUCAUCAAAAGACCAAUUGAGGGAAACAAGAAAAGGCUUAGUGCACCAAUUAAGGAUAAACCUGAGCACAGAAUUGCACCAGAAGAAAUCACAAAUGCACCAACAACUUCUCGGCUUCGCCGUGCACCAGAAUUCGAUGUGGUUGUCAUCAUGAAAACAACAAAAAAGGAUAGAAAAAAGAUAAUUCAGACACCAAGACGUCGAUCAAUAAAGCUUGCGAAUGUACCAAUGACACCUAAAACUGCUCCGAUCCGGAGACACAGCACUGGAGGAAACGCAGCAAUGUCGACUCCAAAAAGAAGAAAAAGCUUUGGAUCAUUGGCUCCAGUUCGACAACAUCGUGUCGAGACCCGGAAAGUUGUGCGGAAUUUGAUGGCUGUUCGACCACCACUGUGCUUCUGAGAAUGAUUGUUAUGAUCUUAUGAUCCCGCGUGAGCAACUAAUUCCUGUGGAAUAUGAUUCAUUGGAAAUCAGCAUUAAUUAUACAAAUUGUCCUCAUUUUUAUUGCUAAUAAAAAAUAACUUAUUAAAAAAAACGAACCUAACAAGAAUUUCAAGUUAAAAAAUGGUUUUAUACCUGAAUUAUUGUUAUUCAAAGCGCUAAACGUGUAUCAACUUAAAUUUCAUACGUGUAUCGUAACCUAUUCUAACUUCACAAUUAUCUGCAACGUGUACUUUUAAGGUGCAUGAAUUUAUUCUGAUGUGUCUCGCCACGAGAAAAGUUUAUGGUAGUCUUCUUCGUUGCGGCGGCUGCUUUUCCGUAUUUUGGGGAAUAACUUUUUAUGAA